Psammomys obesus (fat sand rat) is the source of this 1171-nucleotide messenger RNA. RefSeq names its product zinc finger protein 688 (gene Znf688). The transcript has 3 exons. NCBI's taxonomy places the organism in Eukaryota, Metazoa, Chordata, Mammalia, Rodentia, Muridae. Bases 8 to 805 code for a protein of 265 amino acids. The record is from RefSeq and is a predicted model, not a curated record. Gene Ontology annotation, biological process: regulation of DNA-templated transcription.
UUCCCGGAUGGCGCCUCCCCCGGCCUCGCCGCUGGUGCCGAUGCCUGGGGAGACCUGGCCGGGUUUCAGGAAGCCCGAGCCCGUGAGCUUCGCGGAUGUGGCCGUGUACUUCUCCCCGCAGGAGUGGGGGUGUCUGCGCCCCGCGCAGAGAGCGUUGUACCGGGAAGUGAUGCGCGAGACCUACGGCCUCCUGGGCGCGCUCGGGUUCCUGGGCCCCAAACCAGCCCUCAUCUCUUGGAUGGAACAGGAGAGUGAGGCUUGGAGCCCCGCCGCCCAAGAUCCUGAGGAGGGGGAAAGCCUGGGAGGAGCUCCAAGAGGAGACGCUCCAGAUAAGAAGAAGCGGGGCGUCAGGAGGCCAGCAGAGAGCCCUGCUCAGCUGCAACCUAAAGAGGUCGUUGAACAUAAUUAUUCCAUGGCUGCCAAGGCCUCCACAAGGGCACAGCCUCCUACCAAAGCUGCCCCACACCAGACAGCAGGUUCCAAGGUGCCCAGCACGGACACACAGGCCAGCCAGCGCCGCCACGUGUGCGCGGACUGUGGGCGCCGGUUCACCUACCCGUCUCUGCUGCUCAGCCACCGGCGCAUGCACUCGGGUGAGCGGCCCUUCCCCUGCCCCGAGUGCGACAUGCGAUUCAAGAGGAAGUUCGCUAUGGUGGCGCACCAGUGGAUCCACCGGUCCUGCUCAGGGGGUCGCCGAGGCCGAAGGCCUGGGAUCCGGGCCGUGCCUGGAGCCCCAGUCCGAGGGGACCGGGAUCCACCCGUGCUCUUCCGGCACUACCCAGACAUCUUUGAGGAGUGUGGGUGAGCUGAACAGCCGCCUCCGGCUGGAGCCGAGCAUGAACUUGGCAUUCAGAGCCAACUGAGUCAAGGCCUGGGAAUUGAAAUAUAUCCCUUUGACUUUUCUCAAGGAUCCCUUGUAAACCUGUUAAAAAGAAAAGUGCCUGUAAAAAUUCGUACAGAUCAAACCUGCCCCCUGCCCCCUUCCCUGGUGUUUUAUGUUUAAAAAAAAAAAAGUGGGGCUGGUCAGGGGUGUGAGUUGGCACAGUACUAUUUUGGUCAGGGUUCUCAAGAGGAACAGAACAGAGGGGAUGAACACACACACACACACACACACACACACACACACACGGUAUAGGUAUGGUAUAGGUAUGGGUAAAGGCAAAGAACUAAA